GAAGGAAAAUUAUUUAGUAUUAGCAAAUGGUGCGAGUGGCAGCACAGUGGAGCAUAUUCAUUGAUUCAAUUAUUGUUAAUGGAAGUCUCAAUUUUUAUUCUAAAAAUCACUUAUCUGUGUCAUCUCAGCUCAUCUCCGAACCCUAACAACCCUUACAAUGGCCAAUCACAACCAUAAAGUUCACACCUUGAAUGGCGACCGCUGCAACUCCACCACCAUCGUAACCAAAAAGCCUAAACUUUCUUCCCCAAUUCAUAUCACAGACUCUGAAAUUCAGUCGGAAUUCUCCCACCACGACCCCGACGUCGCCCGCAUCAACAAUGGCAGCUUCGGCAGCUGUCCACAGUCUGUCAUUUCCGCCCAAAGAUCACUGCAACUCCUUUUCCUCCGCCAGCCCGACGAGUUUUACUUCAACCACCUCAAGCCCGGUAUCCUCCGCUCCCGAUCCAUCGUUAAAUCCCUAAUCAACGCUGACCAUGUUGAUGAAGUCUCCCUUGUCGAUAACGCAACAACCGCCGCUGCUAUUGUUUUGCAGAAAAUAGCUAGGGACUUUUCUGAAGGCAGAUUCAAUAAAGGGGAUGGUGUCGUUAUGCUUCACUAUGCGUACGGUUCUGUGAAAAAGUCCGUUGAAGCUUACGUCAAGCGCGCUGGUGGACAUGUGAUCGAAGUUCAGUUGCCGUUUCCGGUGAAAUCGAGGGAGGAAAUUGUAACUGAAUUUCGAAAGGCUUUGGAGAGAGGGAAAGAGAAUGGGAGGAAAGUGAGAUUAGCUGUAAUUGAUCACGUGACUUCCAUGCCUAGUGUGGUGAUUCCCGUUAAAGAUUUGGUUAAGAUUUGUAGAGAGGAAUUUGUAGACCAGGUUUUCGUUGACGCAGCUCAUGGAAUCGGAUGUGUUGAUGUUGACAUGAAAGAAAUUGGGGCUGACUUUUAUACUAGUAAUUUGCAUAAAUGGUUUUUUUGCCCAGCUUCUGUUGCUUUUUUGUAUUGCAGAAAGUGGAGUAAUAAAGGAGAUGAUGAUUUGCAUCAUCCAGUGGUUUCUUACGAGUAUGGUAAUGGAUUGGCUAUGGAGAGUGCUUGGAUUGGAAAUAGAGACUAUAGCGCUCAAUUAGUAGUUCCUUCAGUUUUGGAAUUCAUCAAUAGAUUUCCAGGUGGGAUUGAAGAAAUCAAGAAAAGGAAUCAUGAGAGAGUGGUGGACAUGGGAGAGAUGUUGGUCAAAGCUUGGGGGACUCAUCUUGGUUGCCCACCUGAGAUGUGUGGGAGUAUGAUCAUGGUUGGAUUACCUGCUUGUUUGGGGAUUUUGAGUGAAUCAGAUGCUUUGAAUUUAAGGACCCAUUUGAGGGAUAAGUUUGGGAUUGAAGUUCCAAUUUAUUUUAGGGAUCCAAAAGAUGGAGAGGUUAGUCCUAUUACUGGGUACGCUAGGAUUUCUUAUCAGGUCUACAACAAAGUUGAGGAUUAUUACAAGUUCAGGGAUAAGAUUAAGGAACUUGUUAGUGAUGGCUUCACUUGCGCAUGUCUCCCUCCCUAAUUGAAGAGUUCAGUGGGAGAUACUAGAAGUAUUCCAACGAAUAACAGCCAUUGUCGCUGGCCAGUGGUCAUGGUUUCGGUACCAUGAACCUCUCUGUCUCCUUCGCCUGUGGUCAUGGUUUUGGUACCAUGAACCCCAAACCUCUCUCUAUCGCCUUCGCCUGCAUCAAAACUGCAGCGUUUCCUUUUUGAGUUUUAUCAACUUGUCUGUUGUACCCGAAAGCAAUGUUGUAAAUGUAUUAGCUUCCAUUUUUAACUUAUGAAGAAUUAAAACUGUGUAAAUAAAAUGACUUCUCUCAUUUAUAGGCAGGAGAAUUUUGCCUAACUAUGGCUUUUCUUGUAUGCCUCUUUUUUGUGCUACAAAUGCUGUUCUCAUUGGAUCA
Molecule: messenger RNA, 1904 nt
Organism: Jatropha curcas
Lineage: Eukaryota; Viridiplantae; Streptophyta; Magnoliopsida; Malpighiales; Euphorbiaceae
Product: Pyridoxal phosphate (PLP)-dependent transferases superfamily protein
Source: RefSeq, a predicted model, not a curated record